GGCCAGCUUCAACGCAUGUCAACUGUCGCUGCACGAAUGCUCUUCAGGAGAAGGAAGUUGAAGCCCGAGCUAUCGUUUGGCUCGACAAGCGGCGGUACCACUAGCUUGCCGUCCAACAUGAAGGCAAACCUUCCGGAACUCUUCGCUCUUCUCAAGAUGCAGCUGAAACCUGAUGUUCCCGGAAACGCAACAGAAGCAGCUGCUUCCAAGCACUGUUUAAAAGAUGGCAUUCUGGCGACUCCAGGGACAACGCCGAGCGACAAGUUCAAAGCUCGGCAGGCGUCUACAGGCUGGAAACCACCCAACAAGAAGCACGCCGACGGAUCACACACGAAAAUGGCGUUGCAUGCGCGUUCCGGGCGCGAGCUGCGCGUUUCGCUCGCCAUGUAUUCGUUCCAUGGCUGCCAUCGGAACCUGGCUGCCAGAACCAGCGCUCCCUUAGCUUCGCCUGUUCCAUCAGAGCCUGGCCAGCUUCAAGGCAUGUCAACCGUCGCAGCUCGAAAGCACUACAGAAGAAGGAAGUUGAAGCCCAAGCUGUCGUUCGGCUCGACAAGCGGGGGUACCACUAGCUUGGCGACCAACAUGAAGGCAAACCUUCCGGAACUCUUCGCCCUUCUCAAGAAGCAGCUGAACCCGGACGUUCCCGGAAACGCCACAGAAGCAGCUGCUUCCAAGCACUGUUUCAAAGAUGGCAUCCUGGCGACUCCAGAGACAAUGCCGAGCGAUAAGUGCGAAGCUCAAUCAUCAUCGCACAGCACCGGGCCUGCGACGGAAUGCGAGGCAAGUGUGUCCGAAGUUGACGAGGUAAAAACCAGCUUCUUUGGUGAGCAGGAAGUCGUCGUGACUGAAGAGUCACAGCCGAAGGCUCUCGCCGAGUCAGAUGUCGUGGAUAUCGUGAGACGGCUGCGAGAAGUGCUGCAGGAAAAAGGCCCGUCCCAGGAAGACGACUUCGAAGCGCUGACCCCUUCACAGGCUCAGCUUAUCCUCGAAGUGCAUACGGCACCCUGACGGCCUUUCUGUACCGACGCCCAGGAUUUCGA
Molecule: messenger RNA, 1040 nt
Organism: Dermacentor silvarum
Lineage: Eukaryota; Metazoa; Arthropoda; Arachnida; Ixodida; Ixodidae
Exons: 3
Coding region: 16-1008 (330 amino acids)
Source: RefSeq, a predicted model, not a curated record